CAUUUCAUAUUCAAGGUGCGUCUUCCUGCAACAGGUGUCUGAGUUACCGCAUCCACAACUCACGAGUUUCAGGACCGAUUUUUUGGGUUGUUUACGCUUUAAAAACUAUUUUUAAAGAAAAUUUUCUGACAUUUGGGUUCCUUUGGUGAAUUUAAUCCGUUCAAAGUCGGUGGAUUACGGAAACUGCUCUCAUUUUUUCAGAACAACUAGAGGUCUUUGCGGAAUUCUAUCUUCCCAAUUUUGUGAUAUAGUUGCAAACUUCAAGCUUCGAGAAAAUGGCAAAUAAAGGAAUGCAGCUUCUGGGGUUUGCUCUGUCGAUUCUCGGUUUGAUGGGGCUGAUUGUUGGCACAAUCUUACCCCAAUGGAAGAUGUCUGCCUACGUUGGAGAUAACAUAAUCACAGCAAUCGCGAUGUAUCAAGGCCUUUGGAUGUCGUGCGCUUCUCAGAGCACCGGGCAAAUCCAGUGCAAGGUGUAUGACUCCAUCCUACAACUCGAUGGUGCUCUCCAGGCAACUCGUGCUCUGAUGAUUGUAUCGAUCCUUGCCACCGUAAUGGGUCUGGGUGUGGCCAGCAUGGGCAUGAAGUGCACAAACUGUGGUGGUGAUGACAAGGUCAAAAAGUCUCGCAUUGCCAUGACAGGCGGUAUAAUCCUCAUAGUUGGAGCUCUCAGUAGCAUCGUUGCCUGUGGCUGGUUUACAAAUCAAAUUGUUAAGGACUUCUACAACCCUUUCACACCUGUCAAUACCAAGUACGAGUUUGGUGCAGCCAUUUUCAUUGCCUGGGCAGGCGCUUUCCUGGACAUAAUGGGAGGAGUCAUGUUGGCUUCAUCUUGCCCAAAGGGUAAACCAUCUCCCAAGUAUCCCAAGUCCUCCAGACCACCAAGCAGCAGCAAGGAGUACGUUUGAGUCACACCCAUUGUUCACAAGCAGGAGAAGACCUUAAAGAAUUGCAGAGUCCUGGUAGAAGUUUCCCUGGCUAACUGACCUGAGAACUGUUUAGAUUUGUUUUUCUUUUAUUGUGAUUGAAAGUAGGCUUAGGAUAGGACAAACAAGUCAGAUCAAUGUUCUAGGGCAACUUUUACUGACGCUCCAAUGGAGCAUCCCACCUCAGAUAAGAGGUCACUACUAUCCUUUGAUGUAAAGCACCAUUUUAGUCUUUUAAAGUGUCUAUUACAAAUGAUGUUACUGAUGUGAGUUUGGAAAGAGGGGUCUUUCCCCAGUGUGUUCCUCAUUUCAUAAUACUGCCAUGUUUAGUGAACAUGAUGGAAGCAAUGCUCAGGGAAAAUAAAUACUCAUACCCCUUAAUUACAGUGCGUAUCUGCUUCCUGCUGUAAGGUCAUGUCCUAAUCUUCACUGCUUUGCUUGCUGUGCAUCUUUGGAGUCAUUAUUUGUGCCAGACGGUAGGCUACACGAAAAUAACUAUUUAAAUGUAUUUUUUUUUUUUUUUUUUUAAAUGUCAGAGUACCAAAGCACAAACAGGUGAGCUCUUGCUCUUAGUCAUGCAAAUGUCUAGUUAAUUUGCUACAGGAUUUCAGUUUCCACUAAAACUUGCCUCUAAAACUUCUCUAUUCAAACAAUACUUCAUUUAAACAAAUCAACAUCCUCUGUGGGAAGCUCCGCUCAUGAUAACAACUGUUAUUGCAAACCAAUUAUUAAAAGCAAAAGGCAGCUCAUUUGUUCCUGUUGCCAGAGAGUUAAACUUUAUCAUGCUGUAAUACCAACAUCAGGGAGAAUGAAAAAUAAAUGCAAAUUACUGUUAUAAGAGUUGCCUGACAAAUUAAAUGUUUUGCUACGACUAGAAAUACUCCCAUCAAAGCACUAAACUGUUCACAUUUUACAUGAGAUUCAAGGACUAGUCAGUUUCUUUUACUGACAACAUGAUCAAUGCUUUUUCACUUGUACUUUGUCAUGAGCAAUGUGCUUUACUUUUAUAUCAACUGUUUUUAAACCAAAUGAAUGGCUCUUAUUUUUUGUAAAGUUGAACUUUUUCAGUGUCUUGUUCUCAAGUGUCGGCCUCAUUGUGUAUAUUUAUGAAGCAAGUUCCAAAUGUUUUCAAAGUGCUUCUUAUUUCAUACAGGAGAAAAAAGGCUGUAGAUAUGAGCUUUGUUUUUAUCAUAGCUGGUUACAAACCAGGAGUCAUGUGGGUGAAGUGUUGUUUUUUUUCUUUUUUUUUUCCAUUCAAUUAUUUAGACCAGCAUUGGAAAAAAAAAAAACUGAUCCUACAUUAUUUGACCCUGGUCAUGCUUCUUCCUCCUUUUUUAAACUUUUUUUUUUAAUCAAUUUUACUUCAUGUUUUAAUUGCUUGAGGUGGGUUGCCUCUGUCUACCUAGAAUAGUCAUAUUAUUUUGUGACCAGACUAUGCAAAUAUUUAACUUUUUGUCUGUUCAAGUUUGCAAAUUAACAAUAUUAUGUAAAUAAAGUGUUUGUUUUUUUUAAAUGAGA
This is a messenger RNA of Xyrauchen texanus (razorback sucker), 2441 nucleotides long. RefSeq names its product claudin 7b (gene cldn7b). Gene Ontology annotation, molecular function: structural molecule activity. Gene Ontology annotation, cellular component: plasma membrane; bicellular tight junction. Gene Ontology annotation, biological process: cell adhesion; bicellular tight junction assembly. The coding region runs from base 276 to 905 and encodes 209 amino acids. Lineage: Eukaryota; Metazoa; Chordata; Actinopteri; Cypriniformes; Catostomidae. The record is from RefSeq and is a predicted model, not a curated record. The transcript is spliced from 4 exons.